AUGGCCUCAAUUCGACCAGGUGCAACCUUUGCACCGAAGUUCACCAAGUUCAACAUCUUGCAAGCCCCCUACAAAGUCGUUGAUGGACAUGAGAUCCGCGCCGACCUGAUUAUCCCAAAGUCCCUUCCAGCAGGCAGGAAAGCGCCAGUCAUUGCGCGAUUCCAUGGCGGAGGAAUGGUCCGGGGCGACUCGAUCUACGCCGACUGGUUUCCGCAAUGGCUCCUUGACAUGGCUGAAACAUACGGCGCAGUCAUCAUUUCGGCAAACUAUCGUUUCCUCCCCGAGGUCACUGGCAUCGAUAUUCUAGAUGAUGUCGAUGACUUUUGGGACUGGAUCCAUUCGGAGAGCCUAGCAAGUCUAUUAAAGCAACAGCAACAAGAAGAAGCAACGACCUUUGAGCUUGACUUGGACCGAAUCAUCACUGCGGGCGACUCGGCCGGUGGAUUGCUCAGUGUCUAUCUCACUCUCUCCCAGCCAGAUAAGAUCCGCGCCGGAACCGCGGCAUACCCAUCGCUUUCUUGGGAUAACCCUCCCCUGUUGCCAGCCAAGAAGACCGAGAACGCGGCCCCCGAAUCAUUGAUUGACGAGUAUAUUGCCAAGAUCAACCCGGGGCAGGUCGAGUCCUCCGACUUGGCUCUCCAGCGUGUCCGGCUGUCCAUGACCAUUACCGCACACCAAAGAGGGUGUGGGCUUUUCUUUCGCGGGGCAUCCGAAUUACCUCCGGAGCGUCAUCCAGAGCGCUUGUACCAGUUGGCCCGGCUAAAUACACCACAUGCAAAGCUACCCUGCGGCGGGUUAGUGAUUCUCCACGGCACCGAGGAUGAAGCGGUGCUGCCGGAGGCAAGUGGGCGGUUUGUGCAUAAAGCCAGAGAGACCCUGCAAGGGAGACAGGGUGCCGACAAGGUCAUUCUGGCUCUACGGCCUGGCGGGCAUGGGUUUGACGUUAGCACACCGUUGCACGAAGAGUGGCUGGCCGAAGCGCUGAGGACUGCUGUAGACACGUGGUUAGAAUGA
This is a messenger RNA of Talaromyces atroroseus, 1014 nucleotides long. RefSeq lists its product as hypothetical. Bases 1 to 1014 code for a protein of 337 amino acids. The transcript has 2 exons. Gene Ontology annotation, molecular function: hydrolase activity. The record is from RefSeq and is a predicted model, not a curated record. NCBI's taxonomy places the organism in Eukaryota, Fungi, Ascomycota, Eurotiomycetes, Eurotiales, Trichocomaceae.